This is a messenger RNA of Zychaea mexicana, 1970 nucleotides long. RefSeq lists its product as uncharacterized. Bases 20 to 1660 code for a protein of 546 amino acids. The record is from RefSeq and is a predicted model, not a curated record. The transcript is spliced from 6 exons. Lineage: Eukaryota; Fungi; Mucoromycota; Mucoromycetes; Mucorales; Lichtheimiaceae.
CUUUUUUCUUUCACACGGCAUGACUUCCUCUACAGUUGCUAAAGGACGAGUCCAGUCCAUUGCCAACCAUCUAGCGUCUAAAGAUACCCCCGACCAUGAAAAAUAUCGUGUUCACCGCAAGCCUGGUCAGGUACCCUAUCACACUCCACUUGAUCCGAUUCACUUUCUAUUGCGAAGUGCCAUGGUGUACCGCAACAAGACCGCUGUCAUCCACGGAGACCGUUCUUUUGAUUACGAGACGCUUGCAGAUCGAGCUCUACGUCUAGCCAACCUCCUAAUCCACGGCUUUGACGUGCAUCCAGGAGACCGUGUAGCUAUCCUCUGCCAAAAUAUACCGGCCUUUCUCGAAGCUAAAUACGCCGUUCCUGCUGCAGGCGCUGUGAUGGUGCCUCUCAAUACGCGUCUGGCUGGUCCGGAAAUCGAGUAUGUGGUCAAGCACUCGGGUGCUUCUGUGCUGCUAGUACAAGAUGACUUGCUUCCCCGUGUCUCUGCUGGCGUCAAGGAGGCAGUUAAGAUGAUUCACGUUGCAGACUAUCAGAACCAUGGUGACCCGCCCUGUCAAUACGAACAACUCUUGCAAAAUACAAAGACGGUGUUGGGAUGGAACGACCUGCCUCUUACGACAGACGAAAAUGCACUUAUUUCGAUCAAUUAUACGUCGGGAUCGACUGGCAAGCCCAAAGGGGUAAUGGCGUCGUUCCGCGGAUGCUACAUGAUGGCUGUGGGGAUGUGUGUGCAGGCACACCUUACACCUGAAACGGUUUAUCUGUGGACCCUUCCGAUGUUUCAUUGCAAUGGAUGGAAUUUCCCUUGGGCGCUUGUUGCCGUUGGAGCAACGCAGGUCAUGCUUAACAAGCUUGAUUAUACCUAUAUUUGGAAACUCAUCAAGGAGCUCGGUAUCACGCACUAUUGCGGUGCACCUACUGUGCAGAAUGAGAUCUGCCAUCACAAGGACGCCGUCCGUCCCAACCACACAGUCUUAGCCUUUAGUGGCGGUGCACCAUUGGCACCUAAGAUCAUCCGUGGCCUUGGUGACCUUAACAUAUACCUCACACAAGUUUAUGGAUUAACAGAAACAUACGGUCCCUGUGUCCUCACAUACGAUAAAGGAUCCCUUACUCAAUAUCCUGAGGACCAGCAUUUGCGACUCGUUGCACGACAGGGUUACAAUAUCAUCACGCAGGACGAGGUCCGCGUACUGGAUCAGCAGACUGCCAAGGACGUUGUAGCAGACGGCAUGCAAAUAGGGGAAAUUUGCUUAGUCGGAAACGUCACCAUGUUAGGAUACUAUAACGAUCCGGAGGAAACUAAGAGAUGCUUUAGGGAAGGCGUUUUCUGGUCUGGCGAUCUGGCCGUGCGACAUCCCGAUGGCGUGAUUGAGAUUGUGGAUCGAUCCAAGGACGUGAUUGUGUCUGGUGGUGAAAAUAUCAGCUCUAUUGAAGUGGAGAAUACAAUUGUGGCAAUGGAAGAAGUAUUUGAAUGUGCCAUUAUCGCCGGACCUGACGAGAAGUGGGGCGAACGACCGUUUGCGUACGUGAUUGUAAGGGAGGGUCGCACUAUUACAGCUGAAGCUAUAAUCGCUCAUUGUCGAAAGAACUUGGCCGGCUACAAGUGUCCAGCGAAAGUGACUUUCGUUGAUAGCAUUCCAAAGACGAGGUGAGCAACAUAAAUAGUACCGGUAGGAAUUGAAUUUCUUCUAUCCUCAUGAUUACUUUAGGUAUGGUCAGUAGCUUAGAACUAACACACAUGUCUGUCAUCUAUAGGUAAAACACAAAAGUUCAAAAUGCGCGAGGAACUUUGGAAAUCGUAUGAAAAGCGAGUAAACUAGAGAGGAACUAGACUUUCGUCCACUAAUUAAGAGAUGUAUGGUAGAGUUAUAUUAUAUAAAUAGAUAUGCGAGAUAAUAAACAUCGGUAAACAGUGGGCUGUGGCUGUUGGUCUCGUCACUCUGUAUUACUGUAGAUCAUGCA